Ilex paraguariensis (yerba mate) is the source of this 317-nucleotide messenger RNA. The record is from the annotation of a GenBank genome assembly. NCBI's taxonomy places the organism in Eukaryota, Viridiplantae, Streptophyta, Magnoliopsida, Aquifoliales, Aquifoliaceae.
CCCUAAGCAAGUCGAUGGAAACAUACUACCAGGAGAGUGGUCGAGCAGGACGAGAUGGACUUCCCUCAGAAUGCUUACUCUACUUUAGACCCGGUGAUGUCCCUAGGCAGAGCUCAAUGGUCUUCUAUGAGAAUUAUGGAUUGCAAAAUCUCUAUGAUGUAGCACGAUAUUGUCAGUCUAAAAGAGAAUGCCGUCGAAGUGCUUUCUUUCGACAUUUUUCUGAGCCAUCACAAGACUGCAAUGGGAUGUGCGACAAUUGUGUCAUUUCAAGGAAGAUCAAGGAAGUGGAUGUCUCCGGUACAUGCUUUCCUCUUUAG